AUGCCCCUGGUUAUGUGUACAUGGCAUUUGGAUAAUUUAAGAAGGUAUAGAGUUGAUAGCUUUGACCAAGCUGAGAAUCUCUACUUGACUUCUUGUAUCUCACAAUCCUUUACACAGGACUUCAUCGACCUAACUAGAGAAACUAGACCAAGGGCAAAGGAUCGUAAUGGACUCUGUGUGAUUGACCUGACAGGAACUGAGGAAGAAAACAGGCCAAUUGCUACUCUUGACUUGACUCUAGACCCUGUUACUCCUUCACAGAAGGAAACAACCAGUUUUCAGGCAUGUGCCAACCUCUCCAGCCAAGAGGUGAUGGAAGGGCAGGUAGACCAAAGCUCUCAGCCUGUCACACGGAGAAUUGUUAACAAUGAUCCUGUGGAUUUGGACCUGUUGGAAGAAACCACACUUGAAGGUCCCCAACCCCCCACAUCCAUCAAUCGGGACUCUGUUUGUCCAGCAGAGCCGAAUUGUAGCUCAGCAGCAUUAAAAGGUGACCUCAGCUUCUUGGCAAACCUACAGCUGACUUCAGUUGGUCUCUCCACAACAAGCAAUAAUGCUAACAGUAACAGUCAAAGGGCACCUUGGCCAUGCCUACUGCAAACUUCACCAUGUCCUCCACGAGCCUCCUCAUGCCCACCACGAGCCUUGUCAUGCCCUCCACAAACCAUGCAGUGCCAACCACAAGCCCUGCCUCACCUGCCUCAAGAUAUGCCCUGCCCUCCUCAGGAUGUGCCCUACUCACUCUGCCCACCUCCAGACUCUCUGGGCCUACCUCAGGAUGUACCCAGUCCACCUCAAAACAUAUAUCCACAAAAUUUGGCACACCUGCGUGAUAUGCCACAGUCACUGCGAGAUAUGCCACAGUCACCAGCAGACAUGCUAUAUUCAUCUGGUGACAUGUCACUGUCACCAGAAGACACGCCAUAUUCACCUGGAGACAUGCCACUGUCACCUGAAGACAUUCUACAUUCAACUGGUGACAUGCCACAUUUAUCGAGAGAUGUGCCACAUUCAUCAAGAGAUGUGCCAUAUUCUUCUGGAGAUGUUCCAUGCCCACUUGGAGAUUUGCUUGACUUCCCAUGGGACAAGCCUAACUCACCUCAGAAUGACAUACAGAACCGUGACACUCCUAUGGAUAUCUCAGUUCCAUCCUCUCAGAACUGCUCUCCCAGUCCACAGUCUCCACGGUCCGAAAGUCCCUUAGAGAAAGUUCCUUGGCUCUCUGUCCUGGAAACCCCAGUCAGAAAAGAGAUAUCACUGUUAGAGCCCGUCAACCCUAGAUCUGCCCAUGUACAAAUACGAACACCACAAGGCGGGCUCCACAACAGACCAUGCCUGCAUAGACUGAAGUACUUCUUACGCCCUCCUGUGCAUCACCUCUUCUUCCAGACACUAAUACCAGAUAAAGAUGCAAGAGAGAACAAGGGUCGGAAAGUAGAACCCAUCUCUCAUCGAAGACUAAGAAUGGUGACAAAUACGAUUGAAGAAAAUUUUCCCCUGGGGACUGUGCAAUUUUUAAUGGACUUUGUGUCACCUCAGCAUUACCCACCCAGAGAAAUUGUUGCUCACAUCAUUCAGAAAAUCCUGCUGAGUGGCUCUGAGACUGUGGAUGUCCUAAAGGAGGCCUACAUGCUCCUCAUGAAAAUUCAACAGCUACAUCCAGCCAAUGCCAAGACAGUAGAGUGGGACUGGAAGCUGCUCACCUAUGUCAUGGAGGAAGAGGGACAGAAUCUGCCAGGGCGAGUCCUUUUUCUGCGUUACGUAGUCCAGACCCUGGAAGACGACUUCCAGCAAAUCCUGAGGAGGCAACGCCAACACCUGCAGCAAUCCAUUGCAAGCACUGUGCUGUCCUGUGACAAGCAGUCUCACAAUGUCAGGGAUGUGAUCAAGUGGCUGGUCAAAGUAGUAACUGAAGACAAAUUGAUUCAGCCCACAAAUGGAAAUCAAACCUCUUCAGAAACAGGAAUCAUGAAAACCAGCAAUAACCACCUCUCUCCUGAAUUCAACUUGACAAAGAACACCAAUCAGCUGAUUGUCUGCCAGCUGCAGAGAAUGCUGUCCAUAGCCGUGGAGGUGGACAGAACCCCCACCUGCAGCUCCAAUAAAAUUGCUGAGAUGAUGUUUGGGUUUGUGCUAGACAUUCCUGAGAGGAGUCAGAGAGAGAUGUUCUUCACUACUAUGGAAAGCCACCUUCUGCGCUGCAAAGUGUUAGAAAUCAUCUUCCUCCAUGGCUGUGAGACACCCACCCGCCUGCCCUUGUCUCUGGCCCAGGCUCUCUACUUUCUGAACAAUUCCACCUCACUACUCAAAUGUCAGUCAGAUAAAACCCAGUGGCAGACUUGGGAUGAGCUGGUUGAGCAUCUGCAGUUCCUGUUGUCCAGUUACCAGCACGUUUUAAGAGAGCACUUAAGGAGUUCAGUGAUCGAUCGCAAAGACUUAAUCAUCAAAAGGAUUAAGCCCAAGCCCCAGCAAGGAGAUGACAUCACAGUGGUGGAUGUGGAGAAACAAAUCGGGGCUUUCCGCAGCCGCCUGAUCCAGAUGCUGGGGGAGCCCCUCGUCCCACAGCUUCAAGACAAAGUGCACUUGCUGAAACUCCUGCUUUUCUAUGCUGCAGACUUGAACCCUGAUGAGGAGCCCCCUUCAAAGAACUGGAGCAGCACCUGA
This is a messenger RNA of Orycteropus afer afer, 2664 nucleotides long. Lineage: Eukaryota; Metazoa; Chordata; Mammalia; Tubulidentata; Orycteropodidae. The record is from RefSeq and is a predicted model, not a curated record.